Messenger RNA from Leishmania mexicana MHOM/GT/2001/U1103, 3672 nucleotides. Its product is annotated as putative DNA repair and recombination protein,mitochondrial precursor. Gene Ontology annotation, biological process: telomere maintenance; DNA repair. The transcript has a single exon. Gene Ontology annotation, molecular function: DNA helicase activity; ATP hydrolysis activity. Lineage: Eukaryota; Euglenozoa; Kinetoplastea; Trypanosomatida; Trypanosomatidae. Bases 1 to 3672 code for a protein of 1223 amino acids. The record is from RefSeq and is a predicted model, not a curated record.
AUGGACAACAUCCCAGCCUUUGAUCUAGGUGGUGCACAGGAAGAUGGACGCGCAAUCAACGAGGAGAGGGAUCGACAGCUCGAUGGCGACGCCUCCGCGGCGGCGGCAUCACCGGCGCAUCCGGAAGCCGUUUCGAAAGACGACUGGGAUGAUCUGUUGUGCGGUGCUGUUGACAAGGACAGCGAAGACGUGGAGGAUUGGAUCACCGACGGCGCCCUGCCCGUGGCACCUGCCGCCUCUGCCGGUGAUGCUGUGCGGACAGCCGAUAGGCGCUCUCGCCAGCUCAUACUGGACCCAGUGGAGUGGCUGGCCCAGGCCUCCGACGCCCCGCUCAUGGACGAGGGCCUGCUCGAAUCGAGCACGCACAUCAAGGACCAACUUACUGAGACGCUCGCGCCGUCCGCUGCCGCCAAGUACACGGAGUGGCUUAGCCAUCAAAUGCACGAUGCCACCUUCCGCGACGUGGAGGCGGCAAUCGGCGAAGCGCCGCCGAGCGCGGACAAUGUGGCAGCGAUAGCCGCCAAGGGCUUUGACCCGGCAACGGCAGUAUUCAUGGCAUCAGCAUCGCAGCAGAGCAUCGACGCCGAGGAAGACACGAGCUUGCAGGAGGAGCUGACUGCUGAGCUUUACGCCGACGUCUCUCGAGCCAUCCGCAAGCAGCAGUGGCACCGACCGCGCAACCGGAAGGCGAAGCGCAGCAGGGCGGCGACGGCCGCCCUCUCGACUAGCACUGACACAAACGGAGACCGUUUCACGGAUGCAGUGCACCCGUCAGAGGCGCCUCUGAGUCAGGAGAACGAUGCCGCGACGAUGCAACUCGAGGCACUGCCUCCUGCCGCUCAGUCUGCAGCCCCCCUCAACCCAGACGAGGGUGCAGAUGGUACCGCUGGCGGUGCGCUGCCGACACCUUGUCACGAAGUCGCUGCCGCCUCGCUCACGGGACCGAAGAGGGAUAGCACGACUGCACCAGCGGCGGAGUCGGACGCACUUGUCUACAACAUUUUUACGCGCCGCGUCGCCAAGGCUGGAUCGAUGAGCAUCCGCACACUGGCACUGAUGGGCAUCGGCGUCGACCGAACCACGCGUGAACUCUGCGUGACGGACGGCGAGGCGCUGCGGAACCUCGCUGGCGAGCUGCGUGCCCACCGUGUCUCCUGGCCAAAGCUCUGGUCGCGCGGCCCCCUUUAUCAACAGAUUGAGCGUCUCCUGAGCGAUGCGACCGUCGAGGACCCCGUGGAGCGAGUGUCGGGACUACUGAAGUUGCAGUACAACCGAUCCCACCUGCAGCGGCAGAAGCCUGGUCUUGUCGUAUGCGGAGACACGACAGAGUCGGAGCAAACACCAUCAGCGGCUGUGGAGGCGACCACUGCGCAGCCUAGUAUGAUCGAGAGCAUCGAUGAAAAGCUCCUCACCCUUCAGGACCUUAACGCGGAGCAACAGGCUGUCGUGCAGCUGGUCAUGCAGGGGCAUCAUACAUACAUCGGCGGCGGCGCUGGCACGGGCAAGUCGGUGCUGCUCCGUGUCAUCAAGCAGCAGCUUGCUCGUGAAGGACUAGCUGUGGCUGUGACGGGGACGACCGGCAUUGCCAGCUCUCAGAUCGGCGGGUGCACGCUGCAUCACUGUCUCGGUAUCAGCCCUCUUGGCGAGUUCACGCGUCGCAAGGACUUGAGCAGCUACGACGUCAUAAUCAUUGAUGAGGUGUCGAUGCUUUCACGGGAUCUCUUCGAGUCGCUGGAGGUGCACCUGCGCCGCGCCAACAACAUCAACCUCCCCUUCGGUGGUGUACAGAUGAUACUGAGCGGCGACUUUCUGCAGCUCGGCGCCAUUCACGCGCAGCCGCUUAUCACGUCCACUGUCUUCCGCCGCAACUUUGUUCAGCUGAAGCUGCACACGGUGGUGCGGCAGAACCGCGACCUGCGCUUUACCGCCCAGCUGCAGCAGCUUCGGCGUGGAAUAGUGCCACCGGACCUACCAAAAUCGGUGCGGUUCAUGUCACGAGAGCAGGUGGUGGCCGAGCACCAUGCUGCGUCGGAGCUACGUGAGCGCCAGCAGGCCCAACUGCAGCAGGUCCUGUCCACCGCAGCCUGCGAGCCCUCCAUAGACCCUCACACGGAGGCACGGACGACCUUCAAUGCUGCCGAUGAGAGCCUUCGGACUCCGUCCGCGCCGGCGACCACGCCUGUGAGUCCGGUCCCACAAGUGCGGCGCCGCGACAGCGUGGCUGCAUUCGUGGACGGCGCCGUGAACCUGUUGCCGACGAAUCACGAGGUCGACGCGACCAACACGGAGCAGCUGGACAGGUUGGAUGGGGAGCUCAUCACAUUCACACCUCAGCUCCUGCCCCCGUCCCUCGUGGGUGCCUGGUCUCCGACGUAUGUGCUGCGCGUCUAUGCGCCACCGAAGCUGAACAUGCAGAUGUUUGCGCUGGAGAUACGGCGGUACCUCGCCGCUUUCUACACACACGGGCAGCGCGCGUCGUCGCGACCUUCGUCUCGCUUGUCAGCGCGGCUGGCAAGUCGGAAAACGGAUGCCGCGGCGUUCUCCAGCACCGCAGCAGCGUCAGCAGACUUCAGUGACGGUGCGUGGCUCCUGCACCCCAGCCUCAGCGAGCGCAGCAUCGUGUUGUACCCCCUCUUCGUCGACGCCUUGGCCCUCCGGGUGCGUCUGCCGCCGACGAUGGACAAGGACGAGGCGCAGGAGUUCUUGCUGUACCUGAGUGAACUGGAUCGUCAUCUUGAAAGCAUCGACAACGGCGUACGGGUCCGCGACGUCCUCGUGCACCCAGACGGCAUGCAUACGGAGCAGGACGAGUUCACUCUCUUGCAGUACGCCCAACGCACUCCGCUUGCCCGGCCACUGGGGCUAAAGAUUGGCGCUCGCGUGAUGCUCCGCACGAACCUGGCCCCAGGGCUUGUGAACGGAAGCCUGGGCACCGUUGUCGCCUUCCGCAAGCUGGAAAUGGACCAGCUCCCGCGCUACAUUCUCGGCAGCGCGCAGCGGGAGGAAUCCAUCUUGCAGUACGCCGACUACUUGAAGUACGAGCAGGGCUUCGACGUGCCACUGGUGCCGGUAUUGGACUUCAACGGGCGGCAGGAGGUGAUCCCGCCAGUGACGCACUUUGUUGGAGGGCUGCCGAACACGCACUUCUACAGCAUGGGGAUCAUCGCCCUGCCGCUCUCCUUAGCCUACGCCUUCACGGUGCACAAGGUGCAGGGCCUCACCCUGGUGGGUCGCGUGCACCUGGAGCUGUCUCGCAUGUGGCCGUGUGAGCAUCUGCUGUACGUGGCCAUGAGUCGCGUGCGUAACCCGGAGCAGCUGUCGGUCUCCUCUUUUCACCCCAGCCUGGUGCGUACGGCGGCGGACUGUCUGCUCUUCGAUGACAGCCUGCCGCCGGUGACGCAGGCGCGCAUCGCGCCGUACAUGGUGGCGGCGACCUGGCGGCGCUCAGUGGAGCGACGCAAGAAGACGGUGCUGAGGAAGCGCCUCGAGGCGUACGUGGCGAGGCGCCAGCAGAGGCUGCAAAGUGAGGCGAGUAGAGGCGACAUCCGCGCAGAAAUACGGCUUCUGGAGGAAAAGAUGCUGAAGCAGCGGGUGAGGGCGUCGGCAGCGCGCGGCAAGCGCCGCAACACCACCGGUAAGUUAGGAGCCGUAGCGGCCUCCCCAACGGUGUGA